Messenger RNA from Sphenostylis stenocarpa, 2079 nucleotides. Lineage: Eukaryota; Viridiplantae; Streptophyta; Magnoliopsida; Fabales; Fabaceae. The record is from the annotation of a GenBank genome assembly.
AUGAUGACGACAGAAACUCAGAGGGUAGUGGUAAUCCAGGAUGCAUCAAGAGAUGUUAGUGCAAAGGCUAUCCUUGGGGCCCUGGAAAAGUUUUCUGUUAAAGCUGGUGAUCAGCUUAUAAUUGUUGCUAUCCUUGACUGGAUUAGCAGUCCCAUGGGUUACAUGGUCAGAGUUGAUUCUAGUUCAAUGAUUUCAACAAACAAGAAAAUAAUUGAAAAAAGGCAUUCCAAAAAAAAGAAAGAAUAUCUUGUGAGCAGAAACAUAAAGGAAAUCUCCAACUACUGUAAAUUAAAUGAGAUUGGAUUCCAAAUUGAAGUGCUUGUAGGCCCCACUGCUGAGGUUGCUUCUAAUGCUGCCAAGGAUUUUCAGGCUACAACUUUGAUUUUAUUUAGACAGAUCCACAAAGACAUGAAGUAUUUCAUGCGCCAGCACCCUUGUGGUAUGUAUAGGAUAACAAGUGACAAUUCAAUUGAGAGGUUGAAAGAUCCAAAAUCAACAGCCAGCACCAAAUCACUUUUAGACAGGCUAGAAAAUGUAAGCUAUAAAGAAAUGUUUCCAGGAAGUGAAGAGGAAGAACGUUCUUUUCAGACAGUGUCUAGGUCUUCAUCAAGUGAUAUGUUGACAUCAACUGGAGCCUCAAGUCAGUGGAGUACAGAAGUCUCCAAUUCUAGUUUCGGAAGCUUGCAGAAUGGCCGUCAAUACCUAGAGGGAAACUUUCAUUCAAAUAUACAAGAAACAGCAGGGAACCAAACACUAUUUCACAUUUCGGAGGAUGAAGAAAUGAACGAAUUGGAAGAAAAUAGAAAAGAGAAACAUGGUAGAAAUAAUGAAACAUCUCAUAUGCAGGAAGAAUUUACAAAUCCACUUUGUUCUGUGUGCAAUAAUCAACGACCAAAAGUUGGACUGAAGAGAGAUUUCAGUUAUGCAGAGCUCUAUAAUGCUACACAAGGAUUUUCUCCCAAGAACUUUCUGUCAGAAGGUGGAUUUGGAUCUGUCUACAAAGGACUGUUAAAUGGAAUGAAGAUUGCAGUUAAGCAACAUAAGUGUGCAGGCUUCCAAGGAGAGAAGGAAUUUAAGUCAGAAGUGAAUGUACUUAGCAAAGCAAGACAUGAGAAUGUGGUUGUGCUGCUAGGUUCAUGCUCAGAACGAAAUAAUAGGCUACUUGUGUAUGAAUAUGUCUGCAAUGGCUCACUUGACCAACAUCUAUCAGCACACUCUCGAUCACCUCUUAGUUGGGAAGAUAGGAUCAAUAUAGCAAUUGGAGCUGCCAAAGGCUUACGGUACUUACACAAGAAUAACAUUAUACACAGAGAUGUGAGACCAAACAAUAUCCUUAUAACACAUGAUUAUCAACCAUUGCUGGGAGACUUAGGAUUAGCAAGAAACCAAAAUCAAGACUCGAUACACUCAACGGAAGUUAUUGGAACUUUGGGGUAUUUGGCACCAGAAUAUGCAGAGCAUGGGAAAGUGUCUACCAAAACAGAUGUAUACUCUUUUGGAGUGGUUCUACUACAGCUAAUAACAGGAAUGAGAACUACAGAUAAAAGACUUGGAGGAAGAAGUCUUGUGGGAUGGGCAAGGCCACUUUUAAAAGAUAGGAACUAUCCAGAUUUAAUUGAUGAAAGGAUCAUUAACUCUCAUGAUGUCCAUCAACUAUUUUGGAUGGUUCGAAUUGCAGAGAAAUGUCUAAGCAGGGAGCCUCAAAGGAGGCUAAAUAUGAUUCAGGUUGUUGAUGUUUUGACUGACAUACUGGAAGGAAGAAGAUGUGACAUCAUAUUAAGGGAUUACUCCCCUACAAGGUCAGAUUCAAACUAUAGUACAUCAGACUCUGAUGAAUCAGAAGAUGAAAUGCAAGAAUCCUUCAAGCUUGAAGAUGAUUUACUAAGUCACAGUUCAGAAUCCACAGAAAGUAAUAUCAUAAGUCAGAUGAUGCACAUGAAUGUAAGACAGCCACCAUCCCCUCCAAUUCAAAGCAUCUCUUCAUGUAGCUCAUGCUCAUACAAGUUUCACGAUGAGUCAACAAGGGAUGGUGAAGCAAUAGAAAUAUCAAAAUCCAAUGGGGGAUUACUCAAUGCUUAG